Molecule: messenger RNA, 2221 nt
Organism: Spirodela intermedia
Lineage: Eukaryota; Viridiplantae; Streptophyta; Magnoliopsida; Alismatales; Araceae
Source: the annotation of a GenBank genome assembly
AUGGAGGUGGUGGCUAAUGGGGUGAAGAAGCCCACGGCGAACGGCGUCGGCGGGCUGCCCCGCGCGGAGUGCCACGCCGUCUGCCCCGCCGCUAGUGUCGCGGCGGGGGAGGCCACGCUGGGGCGGCACAUAGCGCGGCGGCUGGUGGAGAUCGGGGUGACGGACGUGUUCACCGUGCCGGGGGACUUCAACCUGACGCUGCUGGACCAUCUCAUCGCCGAGCCCGGGCUGAACAACAUCGGCUGCUGCAACGAGCUGAACGCCGGGUACGCCGCCGACGGCUACGCGCGCUCGCGGGGGGUCGGUGCCUGCGUGGCCACCUUCACCGUCGGCGGGUUCAGCAUCCUCAACGCCAUCGCCGGCGCAUACAGCGAGAACCUCCCCGUGAUCUGCAUCGUGGGGGGGCCCAACUCCAAUGACUACGGCACCAACAGGAUCCUCCACCAUACCAUCGGGCUCCCCGACUUCACACAGGAGCUCCGCUGUUUCCAGACGGUCACCUGCUUCCAGGUAACAGAAUCAGUCCUCUCACAGAGUGAAGAGCUGAUUGACAACGAUGGUGACCCUCCCCUCUUUGGUGUUGUAGGCGGUGGUGAACAAUCUGGACGAUGCUCACGAACUGGUCGACACCGCCAUAUCCACGGCCCUGAAAGAGAGCAAACCGGUGUACCUGAGCAUCAGCUGCAACAUAGUGGGGAUUCCCCACCCUACAUUCAGCCGGGAGCCCGUCCCCUUCUCCCUCCCCCACAGGUAGUUCCAUCUACCUACUCUUCUUCCCUCGGCUGGCUCAAGCUCCGGCGUCGAUGAGGGGCCCUUAUGACGCCUUUGUGAACCACAGGAUAAGCAACCUUGCGGGUCUGGAGGCGGCGGUGGAGGCGGCGGCGGAGUUCCUCAACAAGUCGGUGAAACCCGUGCUGGUGGGCGGCCCCAAGAUCCGCGUGGCGAAGGCCGGCAAGGCCUUCGUGGAGCUAGCCGACGCCUCCGGUUACGCGGUGGCGGUGAUGCCGUCGGGGAAAGGGCUGGCGCCGGAGCACCACCCGCGGUUCAUCGGCACGUACUGGGGCGCCGUCAGCACCUCCUUCUGUGCGGAGAUCGUGGAGUCGGCGGACGCCUACGUCUUCGCCGGGCCCAUCUUCAACGAUUACAGCUCCGUCGGGUACUCCCUCCUGCUGAAGAAGGAGAAGGCUAUCAUCGUGGAACCCAACCGGGUGGUGGUCGCCAACGGGCCGGCGUUCGGGUGCGUCUUCAUGAAGGACUUCCUCCGGGCACUAGCGAAGAGGAUCAAAAAGAACACGACGGCCUUCGAGAACUACUCCAGGAUAUUCGUACCCGACGGGGUUCUGCCGCCAUGCAAGCCCAAGGAGCCGCUGAGGGUGAACGUCCUCUUCAACCACAUACAGAAAAUGCUCUCGGCUGACACCGCCGUGAUUGCCGAGACCGGCGACUCGUGGUUCAACUGCCAGAAGCUCAGACUGCCACAGGGAUGCGGGUAAGCGCGAAACCAGAGAAAAAAGGUUUACCUUCUCUGUCCGAACCAUUUAAUUCCACUGACGGAGUUCUGGGGACCGCAGGUACGAGUUUCAGAUGCAGUAUGGAUCCAUUGGCUGGUCUGUUGGGGCUACGCUCGGGUAUGCACAGGCUGCGAAGAACAGGCGAGUGAUCGCGUGCAUCGGCGAUGGAAGCUUUCAGGUAAAUCCCGAUCAUAGUUGCCACAUAAACGAUUCAGAUGGUACCCAGUUGAAGGCUUCGACAUCCUCGGCUCUUCCAUGCAGGUGACGGCCCAAGAUAUCUCCACCAUGCUCCGCUGCGGACAGAACAGCAUCAUCUUCCUCAUAAACAACGGGGGUUACACCAUCGAGGUGGAGAUCCACGAUGGGCCCUACAAUGUUAUAAAGAACUGGAACUAUACGGCCCUGGUCGACGCCAUCCACAACGGAGACGGCAAGUGUUGGACCACCAAGGUUAACCCUCGCCUCCCAUCCUGUAUUUUUGCCGGCUUCAUUGCACAUUCCGGUGGCAGUUCCAUUACCUGGCUUCCCAUCUGUUGCAGGUCCGGUGCGAAGAGGAGCUGAAGGAGGCGAUUGAGACGGCGACGGGGACGAAGAGGGAAUGCCUCUGCUUCAUUGAGGUGAUAUUACAUAAGGACGACACCAGCAAAGAGCUGCUGGAGUGGGGCUCCAGAGUCUCCGCCGCGAACAGCCGCCCGCCCAAUCCACAGUAG